Molecule: messenger RNA, 1233 nt
Organism: Elephantulus edwardii (Cape elephant shrew)
Lineage: Eukaryota; Metazoa; Chordata; Mammalia; Macroscelidea; Macroscelididae
Gene: NTSR2
Product: neurotensin receptor 2
Biological process (GO): neuropeptide signaling pathway
Cellular component (GO): plasma membrane
Molecular function (GO): G protein-coupled neurotensin receptor activity
Source: RefSeq, a predicted model, not a curated record
AUGGAGGCCAAGGCUAACAGUCUUCUGUCACCGAGACCCAGCACCAUUCUGAGCCUGGACGCCAGGCUGGGCGUUGACACGACCUUUGCCGUCAAAGUGUUUUUUACCGCGCUCUACGUGCUUAUCUUUGCGCUCGGCACAGUGGGCAAUGCGCUGUCCAUCCUCGUGGUGCUGAAGGCGCGCGCUAGGGCUCCCAUUCGCUUGCGCUACCAUGUGCUGAGCCUGGCGCUCUCUGCCCUGCUGCUGCUGGUGGUCAGCGUGCCCAUGGAGCUCUACAACUUCGUCUGGUUUCAUUACCCCUGGAUCUUCGGAGACCUGGGCUGCCGCGGUUACUACUUCGUUCACGAGCUGUGCACCUACACCACCAUCCUCAGCGUGACCAGUCUGAGCGCAGAGCGCUGCCUGGCCGUGUGCCAGCCCCUGUGCGCUCGCCGCCUGCUGACUCCGCGCAGGACCCGGACUCUACUCGUGACCGUCUGGGUCGCCUCGCUGGGCUUCGCCUUACCCGUGACCGUCAUCAUGGGACAGAAACACGAGCUGGAGACUCUGAGUGGGGAGCCAGAUCCCGCCUCCCGUGUGUGCACGGUGCUAGUGAGCCGCACAACGCUCCAGGCCUUCAUCCAGGUAAAUGUACUGGUGUCCUUCGUGCUCCCCUUGGUUCUAACCGCCUUCCUGAAUGGGGUCACCGUGAGCCACUUGGUGUCCCUCAGCUCCCAAGUGCCACCCACUUCUGCUCAAGACGACUCCACCCCCAGCCACCUGGAGCUAAUAAGUGAGGAGGGGCUCUUUGGCUUCAGUACAUGGAGAAAGAUGCUCUCCCUGAAGAGCAAGGUCAACGCGGUGAGAUAUAAGGAGACCAGCAGGAUCCAGGGCCUCCAGCACAGCAUCCAGAUUCUCAGAGCCAUUGUGGCUGUGUACGCCAUCUGCUGGCUGCCCUACCAUGCCCGCAGGCUCAUGUACUGCUACAUCGCUGAUGACGGGUGGACAGAGACGCUGUAUAAUUUCUACCACUACUUCUACAUGGUGACUAACACACUUUUCUACGUCAGCUCGGCAGUAACUCCUGUCCUCUACAAUGCUGUGUCCUCGUCCUUCAGGAAACUCUUCCUAGAAGCACUCAGCUCACCCUGUGGACGGCACCAUCCUAGUGGGCCAUUACCCCAGGAGCCUCAGAACCCUACCCUAGCAGGGACAGUUCUGGGCUCUGGGGAUCCCCCAGAAACCAUGACCUAG